UCAUCGCGCGCUUCUUCAAGCAGCCCACCUUCUGCAGCCACUGCACCGACUUCAUCUGGGGGUUUGGGAAGCAAGGCUUCCAGUGCCAAGGCAACCAAAAGGGGCCCAUUGUUCUUUGCGGAGGUCGAUGUUAAGAAAUAAGAAGAAAGAAACCUGCUGUUCAGUUCCCCAGCAGAAGCGUCUGGGCCACCGGCCAAGAAUCCCCUGGCUUGGAACCUGAGCUAAGAAAGAGCCCCUGGUCACGUGGCAGAUAGAAGGCUGCAUGGAAACCUCGAGGCCAGUUUGCUGUUUUGUGGUUCACAAGAGGUGCCAUGAAUUUGUUACCUUUUCUUGUCCGGGUGCGGAUAAGGGACCUGACACUGAUGACCCCAGGAGCAAGCACAAGUUUAAAAUCCACACCUACGGGAGCCCCACCUUCUGCGAUCACUGUGGGUCACUGCUGUACGGACUCAUCCACCAGGGGAUGAAAUGUGACACCUGCGACAUGAAUGUUCACAAGCAGUGUGUGAUCAACGUCCCCAGCCUGUGUGGGAUGGACCACACGGAGAAGAGGGGACGGAUCUACCUGAAGGCCGAGGUCACCGAUGAAAAGCUCCACGUCACGGUACGAGAUGCAAAAAACCUGAUCCCCAUGGAUCCCAACGGGCUUUCAGAUCCCUACGUGAAGCUGAAGCUCAUUCCUGAUCCCAAGAAUGAAAGCAAACAAAAAACCAAAACCAUCCGCUCCACACUGAACCCCCAGUGGAACGAGUCCUUUACGUUCAAAUUAAAGCCGUCCGACAAAGACCGACGACUGUCUGUAGAAAUCUGGGACUGGGACCGAACAACAAGGAAUGACUUCAUGGGGUCGCUCUCCUUUGGCGUCUCGGAGCUCAUGAAGAUGCCAGCCAGUGGAUGGUACAAGCUGCUGAACCAAGAAGAAGGUGAAUACUACAACGUGCCCAUUCCAGAAGGGGACGAAGAUGGGAACGUGGAGCUCAGGCAGAAAUUCGAGAAAGCCAAGCUGGGGCCCGCAGGCAACAAGGUGAUCAGUCCCUCGGAAGACAGGAAGCAGCCGUCCAACAACCUGGACCGAGUGAAGCUCACCGACUUCAACUUCCUCAUGGUGCUGGGGAAAGGCAGUUUUGGGAAGGUGAUGCUGGCGGACAGGAAGGGCACGGAAGAGCUGUAUGCCAUCAAGAUCCUGAAGAAGGACGUGGUGAUUCAGGAUGAUGACGUCGAGUGCACCAUGGUGGAGAAGCGGGUUCUGGCCCUGAUGGACAAGCCGCCCUUCCUGACACAGCUGCACUCCUGCUUCCAGACCGUGGACCGGCUGUACUUUGUCAUGGAAUACGUCAAUGGCGGAGACCUCAUGUACCACAUCCAGCAAGUGGGAAAGUUCAAGGAGCCACAAGCAGUAUUCUAUGCAGCAGAGAUUUCCAUUGGGCUGUUCUUCCUUCAUAAAAGAGGAAUCAUCUAUAGGGACCUGAAGCUAGAUAACGUCAUGCUGGACUCGGAAGGACACAUCAAAAUCGCUGACUUUGGGAUGUGCAAGGAACACAUGAUGGACGGGGUCACCACCAGGACCUUCUGUGGGACUCCAGAUUACAUCGCCCCGGAGAUCAUCGCUUAUCAGCCGUACGGCAAAUCCGUGGACUGGUGGGCCUACGGCGUCCUGCUGUAUGAGAUGCUGGCUGGGCAGCCUCCCUUUGAUGGCGAGGACGAAGAUGAGCUGUUUCAGUCCAUCAUGGAGCACAACGUUUCCUACCCAAAAUCCUUGUCCAAGGAGGCCGUCUCCAUCUGCAAGGGGCUGAUGACCAAACACCCGGCCAAGCGGCUGGGCUGCGGGCCCGAGGGAGAGCGGGACGUGAGGGAACACGCCUUCUUCCGGAGGAUCGACUGGGAGAAACUGGAGAACAGGGAGAUCCAGCCGCCGUUCAAGCCCAAAGUGUGUGGCAAAGGAGCAGAAAACUUCGACAAGUUCUUCACGCGAGGGCAGCCCGUGCUCACGCCGCCGGAUCAACUGGUCAUCGCUAACAUAGACCAGUCUGAUUUCGAAGGGUUCUCGUAUGUCAACCCCCAGUUCGUGCACCCCAUCCUACAGAGCUCAGUAUGAAAGUCGCCGGCGAGACCCAGCGUGCCCACCCCCUGCAGCCCCCAGCACCCCUAGCGGCGGGAAGUGAUCCUUAACCCUAAAAUUUUAAGGCCACGGCCUUAUGUUUUUGCUCCACAUGGAGGCCUGAAAAUUGUAGGGUUAUAGUCCCAAGGCGAUCAGCUGUCCAGGGUCUCUCUCUUAAAACCAAGAACAUUAUGUUAGUGGAUACGCAAAUCGUGAACAGCGGCCGGUUUGAUCAUGUGGGAGUUGCACCUGGCUGUAGGCCAACCCCUCCUAGGCAGAAAGCAGGCCCUCGCCCCUCUUUUUUUUUUUUUUUUGGUACGAUUUGGUAUAUUCCCAUAUCCUGUUUCUGGCUGGAUUCUCACCAUGAGGCUCCCCCCAAGCAGAGAAGCGAAAGUGAACCUGCCCCAGCCUGGUGGGCCGGAAGCACCUCCAACCAGGAGGUAAAGGAAUGGGAACAGGAGCUCAGAGAAGGGGAGGUCUGCGAGCUGCCAGCCGCGGUCUGUGCCUCGGUGGAGACGACCCCUUGGGUGUGAGAGGCCGGGACGAGACUACUCACUAUCCCCCGACAUCGACACGGCGUCACCAACUCUAGCCCAGCUUCCAAAACAAAAAGAAAAUCUCAGAUGAGCCUUGGGUGAUGAUCUGUCCUCCGGUCCCCUGCUUGGUUGAUAACUAUCUUGACACUUGCAUUUGUUUUGUUGUUUUUUUUUCCCCCAAGAGGCCAAACCAUCAAGGACUUUG
Molecule: messenger RNA, 2839 nt
Organism: Lepus europaeus (European hare)
Lineage: Eukaryota; Metazoa; Chordata; Mammalia; Lagomorpha; Leporidae
Gene: PRKCA
Product: protein kinase C alpha
Exons: 18
Coding region: 263-2095 (610 amino acids)
Biological process (GO): protein phosphorylation
Molecular function (GO): diacylglycerol-dependent serine/threonine kinase activity; ATP binding; zinc ion binding
Source: RefSeq, a predicted model, not a curated record